UGUUUUGAACGAAAAUCAAGGAAGUUAAAAUAAUUGUUGAAUUUCAUGUUAAUAUUUAAAUACUGUAUUGUCCCUAGACGUUAAUAGUGUUAACAAAUAUUAUUCAUAAUAGUUUUUUGUGUUUAAAACAGAUUUUUCAAGCUGCUUUUAUUUUAUGAAAAUGAAAUAUUCAAAGUGGAAAUGGUUCCAAAUAAAUACAGAAAUUACAAAUUCCAUCCGCACCGCUUAAGAAUAAUUUUCAAAAAUUCUCUUCAAACGCAUAAAAAUGUUGGGAAGGAAGCAGAGCUUGAAAGGAGAGCCUGUGCUGGCUGAUUACGGACCAGAGGAAUCGCUAAAUGAAAGUGCUGAUAUCGAAUGGGUUAAUAAGCUAUGGGUUAGAAGAAUUUUGAGACUAUGUGCCCUUUUGAGUUUGAUGUCUGUAUCUUUAAACACACCAAAAUCAUUUGAGAAGUAUCCUUAUCUUCAAACUAUAACUUUUGUAGUUGAUUGCUGCGUAACUCUACUUUUUACUGCUGAAAUGAUUGCUAAAAUGCACAUAAGAGGAAUUCUUAAGGGGGAUGUCGCAUACCUAAAAGAUCAUUGGUGCCAAUUUGAUGCUUCUAUGGUAUUUUUUCUUUGGGUAUCUGUAUUGCUACAAAUGUUUGAGUUAACAGGAAUUGUACCUAGAUACAGCUAUUUAAGCAUACUAAGAGCACCUAGGCCAUUAAUUAUGAUACGGUUUUUAAGAGUAUUUUUGAAGUUUUCAAUGCCAAAAUCUAGAAUAAACCAGAUAUUCAAGAGAUCAAGUCAACAAAUCUACAAUGUUACACUAUUCUUCUUGUUUUUUAUGUCACUGUAUAGUUUGCUUGGUGUUCAAUUUUUUGGAGAGCUCACACAUCAUUGUGUUAGGAACAACACCCACCCAAGUGACAUAACGAUAAACUCAUUAGCAAUCCCAGACACGUUUUGCUCCCCUGACCCUGACUCUGGAUAUCAGUGCCCUUCUGGUAUGAAAUGUAUGAAACUAAAUUUAUCAAAGUAUAUUAUGGGCUUCAAUGGAUUCGAGGAAUUUACAACAAGUUUAUUUACGGUAUACCAGGCGUCUUCACAAGAAGGAUGGGUGUUUAUAAUGUAUCGAGCUAUAGAUUCGUUGCCAACUUGGAGAUCUGCCUUAUACUUUAGCACGAUGAUAUUUUUCUUGGCCUGGCUGGUAAAAAACGUGUUCAUAGCUGUCAUCACGGAGACCUUCAAUGAGAUUAGAGUUCAGUUCCAGCAGAUGUGGGGCGUUCGGAAUCCAAUAACUAAAGGUAGCACGACUCAGUUCUUUACUGGCGACGACAACGGCUGGAAAUUGGUCACUAUUGAUGAAAAUAAACAUUCAGGUACUGCACCAGAUAUAUUUCAUCGAUUGUUGCGAUCCGCUUACUUUCGGCUUUUGGUGAUGAGCGCGGUGUUAGCAAAUGGAAUUAUAACAGCCUCUAUGCAGUUUCAUCACGACGGAAACCCCAGAGAAUAUUUCUACCAGAAGUAUUACUAUAUAGAAAUUGCAUUUACGAUUUUCUUGGAUUUGGAAGCUUUACUCAAGAUCUGGUGUUUGGGUUUGAAAGGAUAUUUCAAGCAUUCUGUCCACAAGUUUGAAUUGCUCUUGGCUAUUGGGACCACGUUGCACAUUAUACCCCAGCUGUACAUGUCGGCUUUCACUUAUUUUCAGGUUCUUCGAGUGGUACGACUAAUAAAAGCAUCGCCGAUAUUGGAAGGAUUCGUGUACAAGAUCUUUGGACCCGGGAAAAAACUAGGAAGCCUUAUUAUAUUCACCAUGUGCUUGCUCAUCAUAAGCUCAUCGAUUUCGAUGCAGUUGUUUUGCUUUCUGUGUGAAUUUACCAAAUUUGAAACAUUUGAUGAGGCAUUUAUGUCAAUGUUCCAAAUACUCACACAAGAAGCUUGGGUUGAAGUAAUGGACGAGACCAUGGUUCGAACCAGUCAAACUCUUACCCCAUUAGUGGCCAUUUACUUCAUAUUAUACCAUCUAUUCGUCACUCUGAUUGUACUUUCGCUCUUCGUUGCCGUCAUUUUAGACAAUCUCGAGCUGGACGAGGACAUAAAGAAGUUAAAACAAUUAAAGUACCGACAGCAGAGCGCCGAAAUCAAAGAGAGCCUGCCGUUUAGAUUGAGAAUAUUCGAAAAGUUCCCCGACAGUCCGCAGAUGACGAAGCUACACAAAGUCCCUGGGGAUUUUAAUUUACCAAAGGUGCGAGAGUCGUUCAUGCGGCAGUUCGUGUGCGAGGUGGAGGGCGAGGAGGAGGCGGGGGGCGCGGGGCCGGGGGGCGCGGACCUGUCCCGCCGCACCUUCGAGUACAUCAGCGUCGCCAAGAUCGCCUUCCCGUACCGCAAGCGCUGCCUCGUCAAGACGCUGGUGGUGGCGCCGCCCUCGCAGCGACCCAGCUCGGCGCUGCGGAGACACGUCGUCACCUCCAUUAUAGAGGACUCCAAUAAUCACCGACCGCUACUGGGAGACUCUGCAAUGUUAGCGACCGGAGGGAAGUCAGGUCUGAAACCUCAAGGCACUAUAUCCAGUGCGAAACAACUUCGCGUCGAUCAAAAAAAGUUCGGCUCGCGUUCGAUAAGACGGUCGGUCCGAAGCGGAUCCAUCAAGUUGAAGCAGACCUAUGAGCAUUUGUUAGAGAACGGCGACAUCGGCGCCGCGUCGCGCGUCGUGCCCUCGUCGCGAGCGCGCCCGCCAUACCUCGACAUCCGCUUGCUGCAAGCCAAGAGGCAACAGGCCGAAAUGCGACGAAAUCAACGUGAAGAAGACCUCCGCGAAAAUCACCCGUUGUUUGAUACGCCGCUGCUAAUAGUGCCUAGAGAGUCACGAUUUCGAAAGAUUUGUCGAGCCAUUGUCGACGCACGGUAUGACGCGAGACUUCGAGAUCCAAUUACUGGCAAUGAAAGGAAAGUGCACUACAAAAGUUUUCAUAAUUUCCUCGGCUUAGUAACUUACAUGGAUUGGGUAAUGAUCAUGGUGACGACGUUGUCGUGUUUAUCUAUGAUGUUCGAAACACCCACGUACAGAGUCAUGGAAAACUUCGUUUUACAAAUUGCAGAAUACGGCUUCGUGAUUUUCAUGAGCCUCGAAUUGGCUUUGAAGAUUUUGGCCGAUGGAUUGUUUUUCACACCCAAGGCUUACCUCAAAGAUGCCGCUGCCGUGUUAGAUGUCUUUAUAUACAUUGUGUCGCUGACAUUCCUGUGCUGGAUGCCGCGGCGCGUGCCGCCCGGCUCGCCCGCGCAGAUGCUGAUGAUCCUCCGCUGCGUGCGCCCGCUCCGGAUCUUCACCCUCGUGCCGCACAUGCGCAAGGUCGUCUACGAGCUGUGUAGAGGCUUCAUGGAAAUUCUACUGGUAUCGACGUUAUUGAUCUUAUUGAUGUUUGUUUUUGCACUGUACGGAGUUCAAAUCUACGGCGGUAGAUUGGCUCGAUGCAAUGAUCCGACUAUACUCCGUCGCGAAGACUGCGUUGGAGUUUUCAUGAGACGCGUGUUUGUCACCAAGAUGAAACUGAAACCCGGACAAAAUCAAACGUUCCCUUCGAUGCUCGUGCCGAGAGUGUGGGCAAACCCCAAACGUUUUAGCUUCGAUAACAUCGGCGAUGCUCUCCUGACACUGUUCGAAGUGCUCUCGUUCAAGGGAUGGCUGGAUGUUCGAGAUGUACUGAUAAAGGCUUUGGGUCCUGUUCACGCAAUUUACAUACAUGUGUACAUAUUUCUGGGAUGCAUGAUUGGUUUGACGUUGUUUGUCGGUGUUGUCAUCGCGAAUUACUCCGAGAACAAGGGAACGGCGCUGCUCACUGUCGAUCAAAGGAGAUGGUGUGAUUUGAAGAAGAGAUUGAAAAUCGCGCAACCGCUACAUCUCCCCCCGCGACCAAAUAAAAGGAAAAUAAGGGCUUUUGCCUAUGACGUCACUCAAAAUCUGGCUUUCAAGAGAGUGAUCGCCUUCGUUGUUCUUAUAAAUAGUGCACUACUUGCAGUCACGUGGUCAAAAUAUUCCCGAUACACGGAGCACUUGGCCCUAACUUCGGCUCUUCUAACAUUGGUGUUCGUGGUCGAAGUUCUGCUGAAGACCAUAGCGUUCACGCCCCGCGGAUACUGGCAGAGUCGGCGCAACAGAUACGAUCUACUUGUAACCGUCGCUGGAUGUAUAUGGAUAUUUAUGCAUUUUACGCUCAAGAACGAUCUAUCAUAUUUCGUCGGGUUCAUGGUAGUGAUACUCCGGUUCUUUACGAUAACGGGCAAACACACCACACUCAAGAUGUUGAUGCUGACCGUCGGCGUCAGCGUCUGCAAGAGCUUCUUCAUCAUAUUCGGCAUGUUCUUGUUGGUGUUCUUCUAUGCAUUGGCCGGCACUAUCGUGUUCGGAAAUGUCAAAUACGGUGAAGGAAUUGGAAGACGCGCGAACUUCAACUCGCCGAUCCACAGCGUGGCGAUGCUGUUCCGCAUCGUGACCGGCGAGGACUGGAACAAGAUAAUGCACGACUGCAUGGUGGCGCCGCCCUACUGCACCCCCGCCGACAACUACUGGGAGACGGACUGCGGGAACUUCACCGCGUCGCUCGCUUACUUCUGCACUUUCUACGUCAUCAUCACGUACAUCGUGCUCAACUUGCUUGUGGCCAUCAUAAUGGAGAACUUUUCAUUAUUUUAUUCUAACGAAGAAGAUGCCCUACUAUCGUACGCCGAUAUAAGAAAUUUUCAGAACACUUGGAACAUUGUGGAUGUACACCAAAAAGGUGUUAUACCGGUUAGGAAGGUGAAGUUCAUAUUACGUUUAUUAAAAGGUCGCUUGGAAUGCGACACUCACAAAGAGCGCCUCCUGUUCAAAUACAUGUGCUACGAGCUGGAGCGGCUCCACAACGGCGAGGACGUUACAUUCCAUGACGUCAUCAAUAUGCUGUCUUACCGAACUGUGGACAUUCGAAAGUCAUUACAAAUGGAGGAGUUGUUAGCGAGGGAAGAGUUUGAAUUUCUCAUUGAAGAGGAAGUAGCGAAGCAGACUAUCCGGACUUGGUUGGAAGGCUGCCUUAAGAAAAUAAGAGCAAACAGCAGCAAACAGCAAACCAGUCUUAUUGCUGGAUUGCGUAAGACAAACGAACAAGCGGUCGAUAUGAGCGGCGAAAAAGACAAAGAGAAAUCGGAUACUGAAGCUCAACAAACUGUCACCGCAACCGGCCGCGUUGAAAUGACUGAAUCUGCUUCUCAGCCUGCUAUGUCAAAUAUUACAUCUUCGUCGUUUGACUCACAACCAUCGAAGCGAUCUUCCGCAAAAGCUCAAUUUAAACGACCGUGCUUACCAUCCGUCACGGUGCCAAGACCAGAAAGUCCCAUUAAAAAAUAUCUUCAACCAACCCUCAGCGACCCGCAUCCUGCACUUAAGAAAUCCCCACCGGUUAUGAAAAGCAACAGUCGCACGACGCACAACACGCACGCCAGCGCCGCCCGCGAGCAGCCCGCGCUCCACGACGUGCGCUCAUGGUGGACGGCGCAGCUCGGCAGACAUCCGCUCGUCGACACCGAAUGAAUACUUACACUUAUACAAUUAAGUUUUGUGCCAAAAUAGAGAAAAAAAAUGUUUAUUCCUCAUAUGGAGGGUAGAUGUAAGGAAAACCGUCUCAUAUGGGAGAGGCUUGAAAAAGUGUCCCACUUUCAACACUAAAUAACAGUUCAAAAAUUCUCCAGAAUGGCGCUAGCAUAGGCACAGGGUAUGAUAUUAAUUGAGCAGUUGUUAACUCAUUGAAGUAUGCUGAAUUAGGAAAUUUAAUAUACAUAGUUAAUGACUAGAGUAGUGAGUGACAGUAUAAUAUACAAGACCUCACAUGUUUACGUAGUCCAAAACUAAUUUCGUCAAUAUAACCUAAAAUUAUUGCUGAGGUAAAACGUGGAGACAUCGAUUGCAUUUUCUUAUCAGCUUAAAUAAAAUACUUUUUGUGAUUUUGUAGUGCUUACAGUUCUUUCGUCCUUUUUUAUUUCUCUGUUAUUCUUAUAACUUUCAGCGCCUUUUUUUAAAUUUAGCCGGUUGCUACUGUAGUGCCACCCUUAUUUAGCAGAUUUUAACGGACACUUUUUACAUACAGAGACGGUUCUCCUCUACCCUCAAUAAUUCCUCAAUUCCAAAGGGUGACAAUUCUUCUUCUCCUUUUUAUUUUUUAACUCCGGCGCGGUUUGUGCAUUAGCCAGUGUCAAAUAACAAUUUUUUUAUAAUUCGCCGUUUUAAUUAUUUACAGUUUAUGAAUAAUCAAAAACGAAGGAAACCCAAAUUAAUCAACUGACAUAAAAUUGAAUGAAAUGAGAUGAGGUGAUAUGGAAUGAAAUAUAAUCUCAGUAAAAUGGUGGUUAUUUACGUGUAGUAUGUAUAGACAAUCAACCGCCGAUUUUCGUUUUCCUUUUAUUGAAUUUUCAACUAUAUAAUAUCAAAAUUUAGACCUCAUCACUAAAAUUGGAUGAAAUUUAUGUGCCGAAACCAAAGACUUGUAAACGUUACAGAUUGUAUUUUUAGUGUUAUUGUUAUUUCUAUUAAAUUUUAAAACGCAAUUUUUGACGGAGGACUAGAGUUAAUAAAAUUAUUAUGAAAUAUUUUAAAUAAACAAGGAGACAUCGUUGUCGGUUUUAGCCUACAUACAGUGCAACUCGUGUGCUUGUAAAAUUGUCGUAGUUUUAGUUUUAUGAAGAAAAUAAAAAAAAUUAAUUGUAUGUAA
Molecule: messenger RNA, 6719 nt
Organism: Bombyx mori (domestic silkworm)
Lineage: Eukaryota; Metazoa; Arthropoda; Insecta; Lepidoptera; Bombycidae
Gene: na
Product: sodium leak channel NALCN
Exons: 35
Coding region: 266-5545 (1759 amino acids)
Biological process (GO): transmembrane transport; positive regulation of synaptic transmission, GABAergic; monoatomic ion transport
Cellular component (GO): plasma membrane
Molecular function (GO): monoatomic cation channel activity
Source: RefSeq, a predicted model, not a curated record